CCUCCUCUCUCUCUCUCUCUUCCCCUUCAAUCUUUUUCUCUCUCCUCUACCAUAUGAGAAUAGCCUAUAAAACCCCUUCACAUCUCCCACUUGGUUUGCAUCACAAUACAUCUUCCAUUACACACACACACACACAAACAAAAAUAUCUUUUUUCUUUCUUUCUUAAUUUAGGUCACAAGUUCUUCGUUGUUCAGCUACUUCUCCCCUUCCUACUGUCAAAAUACGAAGUGGGGUUUCUUGAACAUAGAACUUAAAAUUUGAGUUUUAGAAAAAAAAUGGAUUUCUCCGCCUUGUUUCUCACUCUCUUCACCGGAAGUCUCUUCCUUUACCUUCUCCGGCGUCUAAUCUCUCAGCGCCGCGGUGGAUCCUCCAAACUCCCACUUCCGCCGGGAACAAUGGGUUGGCCUUACGUCGGUGAGACUUUCCAGCUCUAUUCUCAAGACCCAAAUGUCUUUUUCGCAUCGAAACAGAAAAGGUAUGGCUCGGUGUUCAAGACCCAUGUAUUGGGAUGUCCAUGUGUGAUGAUCUCGAGUCCUGAAGCUGCGAAAUUCGUGCUGGUGACGAAAUCUCAUCUCUUUAAACCGACUUUUCCGGCGAGCAAAGAGAGGAUGUUGGGGAAACAAGCCAUCUUCUUCCACCAAGGUGAUUAUCACUCUAAACUCAGGAAGCUCGUUCUCCGUGCUUUCAUGCCGGAAGCAAUCAGAGAAAUGUACACCUUCAACGUUGCGCUACUCUCGAUCUUCGGAAAAGAUGAGGUUCUAUACAGAGAAGAUCUAAAACGAUGCUACUACAUUCUCGAGAAAGGUUAUAACUCGAUGCCUAUAAACCUCCCUGGAACACUCUUUCACAAAGCCAUGAAAGCACGCAAGGAGCUCUCACAGAUCCUCGCUAGGAUCUUAUCAGAGAGAAGAGCAAACGGUUCCUCACACAACGAUCUUCUCGGAUCAUUCAUGGGAGACAAAGAAGAGCUAAGCGACGAACAGAUAGCCGAUAACAUAAUCGGAGUUAUCUUCGCCGCUAGAGACACGACGGCGAGUGUGAUGACGUGGAUCCUCAAGUACUUAGCUGAGAACCCCAACGUUCUAGAAGCUGUUACUGAAGAGCAAAUGGCAAUAAGAAAAGGCAAAGAAGAAGGAGAGUCUCUAACUUGGGUUGAUACAAAGAACAUGCCACUAACCUCAAGAGUCAUUCAAGAAACGUUAAGAGUCGCUUCGAUCUUAUCUUUCACAUUCAGAGAAGCUGUCGAAGAUGUCGAAUACGAAGGAUACUUGAUACCUAAAGGAUGGAAAGUUUUGCCGCUUUUCAGAAAUAUUCAUCAUAGUGCUGAUAUUUUCUCAAAUCCGGGAAAAUUUGAUCCAUCAAGAUUUGAGGUGGCAGCAAAACCAAAUACUUUCAUGCCAUUUGGCAAUGGGACCCACUCGUGUCCUGGAAAUGAAUUAGCCAAGCUUGAGAUGUCAAUUAUGAUUCAUCAUCUCACUACAAAGUACAGAUGGUCAAUAGUUGGAGCUAGCGACGGUAUUCAGUAUGGGCCUUUCGCGCUUCCCCAAAACGGACUGCCCAUUGUGUUGUCCAGGAGGUCGACGAUCGAUUAGAAUUACAGCCUUGCCCUUUAGCUUUCUAUUAUUGGAAAGAGGGGAGUAGAGAAGAAAAUUAAAUAAUUCUUUCUUUCUUGUUAAAGAAAAUUAGGGAGAGAUGAAGAAAAAAACAACAACAAAAACCAAAGGCUUUUUGGUAGGAAACAAAAAUACCCAAAAGGGAAUUGAGGAGUUAACACCAAGUGUACAAAAAACUCCAUUUUUUUAGUUUAAUUUUGUUUGGAGUUUUUUAAUUUUAGUUUUUCAAUUGGGAAAAGUUGUUAUUUGAUAUCUCAUGUAUAUGUUAACUAAUUCGUCCUGGAUUGGGACUUUCCAUGUCUUUUUUAAACAUAAUUUAUCUGUCUUUACAAUUCAUACAUAUUAGUGAAUUGGUUAUCUGAAGAAAUCUCUAAGCACCCUAUGUUUACUAGUA
Thlaspi arvense is the source of this 2008-nucleotide messenger RNA. Lineage: Eukaryota; Viridiplantae; Streptophyta; Magnoliopsida; Brassicales; Brassicaceae. The record is from the annotation of a GenBank genome assembly.